This is a messenger RNA of Fraxinus pennsylvanica, 2379 nucleotides long. Lineage: Eukaryota; Viridiplantae; Streptophyta; Magnoliopsida; Lamiales; Oleaceae. The record is from the annotation of a GenBank genome assembly.
AUGGAAGGAUUGCCCCCUCCAACAUCUUCAAUUGUUGCAGUAGCUAUAACAGGAAAUCGAAAAAGCAAGCACAUAGUCAAAUGGGCACUAGAGAACCUUGUUCCAGAAGGGGAGGUUUGCUUCAACUUGCUACAUGUUCGACCCGUGAUAACUAGAAUUCCUACACCUAUGGGAAAUUAUAUUCCUAUUUCUCAAGUUCGAGAUGAUGUAGCAGCUGCAUUUAGAAAGGAAAUCGAAUGGCAAUCAACUGAAAAGCUUCUUCCUUACAAGAAGAUGUGUACUCUAAAAAUGGUGCAAGUGGAAAUUAUACAAAUUGAGUCAGAUGAUGUGGUAACUGCAAUAUCACUGGAAAUAUCAAGAUGCAAGAUCAAUAAGCUUGUUAUAGGAGCUUCAUCUCGUAGUAUAUUCUCAAGGGCACAAACAAUAUCGUCAAAAAUAUCAGAAAGCUGUCCAAGUUUUUGCACAGUCUAUGCUGUUUUAAAAGGAAAAUUAUCAUCGUUGCGCCCAUCAGAUUCAGAAACAAACAGAAGCAUUACAGAUGACAGUAGCGACCUAAGUUCUUCAAAUAAUUCAUCAAGCCGUACUUCAAGCUCACAAACAGAGUGGACAGACAACGGCUCAAUCGGGUCACAUGCUCAUUUUCGUUCAGCUUCACUCCCAGUGCAGCGGUUUCAAGCUCUUUCAACCAUAAACCAGAACCUGCUUCAUAAAAGAAUGCCUUCAAGUGGAAUCAAGCAUCCUAAAAAUUUGUAUCCUCAUAUUGAAGAUGAGGAUGAUGGCUCAAGCUCCUGUCCUGAUGGUGCUGAUGUUAAUGACACGAAUACAGAAGCUUCUAGUUUUCAAAGCUUUGUAACAGAUAAUCCUUCGCUGAAUCAAUGUUCCACCUCUGAUAUUCCUACAGAAAUUUCCAGGAAACAGGACAAUGUCAAUUUUGAGCUAGAAAAAUUGAGAACUGAACUCAGACAUGUUAGAGGAAUGUAUGCAAUGGCCCAAAGCGAGGCGAUUGAUGCUUCAAGGAAGCUAAAUGAUCUUCAGAAGCGACGUUUGGAGGAAGGAAUUAAGUUGAAGCAGAUAAGCUUUAAGGAGGAGAAAGCCAAAGAUCUAGCGAGAUGGGAGAAAGAGAAAUAUGAAGCUGCAAAGAGAGAAGCUGAUUAUGUGAAGGAAUGUGCUGAAAGAGAAGCCGCAGAAAGAAAAGAAGCUGAGAUUAGAGCUUCACGUGAAGCCAAAGAAAAGGAAAAGCUUGAAAAUGCCUUGACUGGCUCUUUGCAUCAGUACCAGAAAUUCACAUGGGAGGAAAUUAUAUCUGCUACCUCAUCGUUUUCUGAGAACCUUAAAAUUGGAAUGGGAGCAUACGGAACGGUCUAUAAAUGCAGUUUUCUUCAUACAACUGCUGCUGCAAAAGUCCUCCAUUCUAAAGAAGCUAGUAGAACUAAGCAAUUUCAGCAGGAGCUUGAAAUAUUAAGCAAAAUUCGUCAUCCACACUUGCUGAUUCUUCUGGGUGCAUGUCCUGAACGUGGUUGCCUGGUAUACGAGUUCAUGGAAAAUGGGAGCCUCGAGGACAGGCUUCUGAAGAAAAAUAACACACCUCCACUUUCAUGGUUCCAGAGGUAUAGAAUUGCAUGGGAAGUAGCUUCAGCCCUUGUCUUCCUGCACAACUCAAAGCCAAAACCAAUCAUCCAUCGUGAUCUAAAACCAUCAAACAUAUUGCUUGAUCGGAACAAUGUGAGUAAAAUUGGCGAUGUUGGCCUUUCCACAGUGCUUCACUCAGACUCUUCUUCUGCCACUUACAAGGACACAGCAUUGGUGGGGACACUUUGCUAUAUCGAUCCCGAGUACCAACGGACAGGAUUAGUGUCUCCCAAGUCUGAUGUUUAUGCUUUUGGGAUGGUUAUUUUGCAAUUACUGACGGCGAAACCAGCAAUAGCACUCGCUCAUCUUGUAGAAAUUGCGAUGGAUGAAGAUCGUUUAACGGAGGUACUUGAUCCAGAAGCUGGUGGAUGGCCAGUUAAAGAAACUAAGGAUUUGGCUCAUAUGGCAUUAAGAUGCACUGAACUUCGACGAGGGGAUAGGCCCGAUUUGCGAGAUCAAGUUCUCCCUCUUUUGGAGAAGUUGAAAGAAGUGUCUGACAGCGCUCGAGAUAUGGCAUUAGUAGCAAAACCGCCCCCUCCUAACCAUUUCAUAUGCCCUAUUCUCAAGGAAGUAAUGAGGGACCCUUGUGUUGCUGCGGACGGGUAUUCUUAUGACCGGAAGGCGAUAGAGGCAUGGCUCGAAGAGAAUGGAAAAUCACCAAUGACAAACUUGCCAUUACCUCAUAAUAACCUAAUACCAAAUUACACCCUUCUUUCUGCCAUUAUGGAAUGGAAGUCCGGGAAAGAUUGA